This is a messenger RNA of Populus euphratica (Euphrates poplar), 3612 nucleotides long. RefSeq lists its product as uncharacterized. The coding region runs from base 1075 to 2871 and encodes 598 amino acids. The transcript has 5 exons. Lineage: Eukaryota; Viridiplantae; Streptophyta; Magnoliopsida; Malpighiales; Salicaceae. The record is from RefSeq and is a predicted model, not a curated record.
UUACACGGAUUCACUUCACUACUCCUACGAGACGGUCAAGAGAGAAGAAAUCGAAACACCAAUCUCUAUCUCUCUCCUCUCUGCUAAAAUCUCGCGCUGUGCCUGUGACUUCAUAACUCUAGAGCUAAUUUUUUUCUCUUACAUCCUGUCGAAUCUCCGGUCACGUUCCACCGGAAUGUCAGAUUCUGGCAACCAGGUGUUGAGAUAGGAUUCAGAACAGAGAGGCUCAAGUUUCCAGGAUGCUUGGGCAGGAUGGUCAAUCUUUUUUAUUUGAGCAAAGGGGUCGCUGGAAACAGGCUGCUCAAAUCUGUUUAGUUAAACUCAACGUUUUCAUGACAAGUAGCUGUUGCGAAGCUUUAAUAGGUGUUGAUUUUUAAGUUUUUGAACUAGUUCGCAAUUUAUUAUGAGCGGCGAUGAGCAAUAUAAAGGAGUCAUCUACCAUUAUGUCUUGCAUCGCAUUCCAUCUUUUCCAGCCGUUUUAGGAUUUUAAUUUUGCUUAUUGUGGACGGUUUAACUCGAUUCUUAGCUCUUGGACACGCGGUGGGAACAAUUAGAAUUUAUCUUGUUUACAGGUGAUGGUUAGGAACAAUUACAUUUCUGGCCUGACUGCAUAUAAAAUGACAUGUUCUAUGCAGAAGCGCUCCAUUCUAAACCGUCCUGUUUAGGAUUCAUGCUGGUUGUUUAUAUUUUCAUAUCGAUGGUUGUGCAUCAUAAAUUAUAUAUCAAGCCAGCAGUUGUUGACAUGGAGAUGGUGGUUUGGCAGGAUCUUCAAUCUCAAGUAGUCGAUCAGAUGUGGCAAGGAUGUUGAGUGCACUCUUUGGAGCGUCCUGAUCUGCUGAUUGUAUCUGAGUUGAGGAGAAGCUCCUCAAAUAAGAGAGCGAAUGUAACACUAGUAAAGACACUAAUUGUGCCCCAGAAGGACACACCCCCCACCCCCCCGAUACCCUUCCUCAUCAGCAGCCUAUCGCAGCUACAAGAAGAAGCCACUCUAGAGGUUAUUCAAGGUGUUCUUUAAGUCACUCAGGGAUACCUGUGGAGUCUUGGGAUGAAGAUCAUAGUUUUUUGGACAAGCAGAUGCCUUGUGAAGGCCACCCAUGCCAGGAGGAAAGUGAAUACAAAGAUGUCUAUGGAAUCUGGCAGCAAUCCAAAAGGACAAUUCUGAGAGAUAGCUCACCUCGGAAAGGAAAUCACAAUGGAAGCAAAAUGAUGGCUCAUGUUCGCCUGAAGUUUAUGGAGGCAAAACAUCUGUCAACAGAUGAAAAAGGCUGCCAGUCCAAAGAAUGCCAAGAUGCACUGGAAGUUUCAAGUUCCAAUAAAGAUUUAUUCCUCAAGUUUCUGCAGGAACCAAAUUCAUUGUUCGCUCAACAUCUGCAUGAUCUGCAAUGUAUGCCUCCAUCUCCCGAGACAAGGCGCAUCACUGUUCUGAGGCCUUUGAAGGAAAGAUAUGCAGGAUCAGGGAAGAAGAGUGAUAAACUGACAAAGAAACAGUCCCAUACUGGUCAAGCUAUUGGAUGGGGAAAAAGUAAUCUUGGAUAUUCUUCUGCCUUUUCCAAUCAGAAGAUUGAUGAAUAUGUUGCUCAACCCACUCAAAUAGUAGUAUUGAAGCCUAGCCAAAGGAAGAUCCAUGAUGUUAAGGCUUUGGUUUCACCAUCACCAUCACCACCAAGAAUGUUACAUUGUGAAGAUUUUUAUGAUGAACCUGAAGAUUUUGAGGGUCAAGAAUCAAGAGAGGUGGCAAAGAAAAUCACUCGGAAUAUGUGUGAAAACCUGAUGGGCCACCAGAGAAAUGAAACUCGUCUUUCUUCUGUGUAUUCCAAUGGCUAUAUUGGUGAUGGUAGUUCAGUUAACAAAUCAGAAAAUGACUGUGCAGUGGGGAAUCUCAGUGAUACAGAAAUCUUGUCACUGACAUCUAGGCAUUUAUGUGAUUACACCAGUAGGUUUGAUAGCCCCUAUUCCUCUUCCUCCUUCAGCUGUGCAUCUUGUUCUCCAGAGUCAUCUGUUUGCAGAGAAGCAAAGAAGCAACUUUCUGAAAGAUGGACCAUGAUGGCAUUGAAUGGGAGAGCUCAAGAGCAAAAAACUGCCCAGAGAAUCUCCAGCACUUUGGGACAGAUGCUUGCAGUUUCAGAUGCAAAAAAAAUUGUGAGAUCUAAGGAAGAGGUUAGUAAUAAGGAACAAGAACCAAGAGGAUCAAUCUCUUGCAUCCCUAGUCAUUUAAAUAAGGAAGACAGCACACCUGAUUCUCCUAGAAGUCUUCUAAGGUCCAAAUCAGUGCCUGUCUCGUCCAUGGUUUAUGAUGCCAGGCUUAAUGUUGAAGUUUCACACCCUGAUGCUGGCAAAACUGAAGUUUUGAAGGAGCUGACAGAGGCAAAGAUCAUGAAAUCUUCUCUGAAGGGGAAAGUUUCUAGUUUAUUUUUCUCGAGGAACAAGAAACCAAGUAAAGAUAAAUAUGUUGCAUGUCAAUCUAAAGAUGAAUCUCAGUCUGCCAUCCUAGGGUCACCAGUUCCUCUUACUGAAAAAGUUGGUGAUGAUGCAGCUCAAUGUUCUAAUAACUGUGGCUUUGAAAAGCGUUUAUCUCCUGUUUUACAUGGAUCAGCAAGCAUAGCUUAUCGAGAUCUUAUCAGCAUGAGAACAAAUCAAGGCAUGGUUUCCCAUCAGGGAGGGGUAUCGGUAACAAAGCACUUGGUGCCUGUGACUAUGAAUGAGAAUCAGGAUCAGCCAAGACGUAUCUCAGUUUUAGAACCCCCAUUCGAAAAGGAUGAAAACACAAUUCUGGAGGCUUCUGGCAUUAUCAAGCCAGGUUAUACAGGAAUAGAGGUGCCUCUCAAGUCUAAUUUGAUUGAUAAAUCGCCGCCAAUAGAAUCAGUGGCUUGAACCCUAUCACAGGAUGAUUCCCGUGCAGAGACAGCUAGUCCUUAUCCAUUAAAGUCCUCUCCCUCUCCAGUCCCCUCGGGUGCUGAGGAAGAUGAAAAGGACUGGUUUUUCUUGGUCCAAACUCUACUGACAACAGCUGGCCUUGAUUCCGACCUGCAAUUAGAUUCAUUUUUUGCCGGGGGGCAUUCGCCCGGAAGCCCAUUAGACUCAUCAUUGAGAGACAAAUAUGCUAACCUAAAUGACAAGGAGCUUUUGCUCGAGGCAAAGCCACGAUCAAAUGGGAAACUUGUAUUUGACUCUGUGAAUGCAGCGCUAGUUGAAAUCACAGGUCAUGGAUCAGGCAGGAGCACGAAGGCGGUGACUUGCAGUGGGGUUCAAAACUGGUUGGUAGAGGGUGCACAACCCCGGAUAAUUGACUACGUGUGGGCUCAGUUGAAGUCAUGGUUUUGUAGUGAUAUGAGACGUACAUUUGGGGACGGUGGGGACAGCAACAGCCUGGUGGUGGAGAUGGUGGUAGGGAAAGGGUGGGUAGAUAAGAUGAGAGUGGAAUUAGAUAGCUUAGGGAACGAAAUAGAAGGAAAGUUGCUGGAUGAGCUUGUUGAGGAGGCUGUCCUUGAUUUAACAGGUAGGGUGUGAUGAGGCCUCUCUUUGACCUUCAUUUCCUUUCCCUAUUUGUUAUAACUCUUCAUUUCGCCUAUUUAUGCAAUUGAAUUCCAGCAAUGCUGAUCCUGCCUGCCUGCC